UCAGCUGAGCCAGGAGGCUGUGCACGGUGUCUUUCCUCUGCUAGGAUUUUGAACCUCUGGAGAUUGAGCAACUGCACUUCAGCUAUAACGUUACAUUAGUGCCGAGCUGCCACUGACUUCAAUAAAAAGAAGAGAAAAACUCUUGUUAUUUUUUCAGCUUCGCCUGCGGGAAGGUCUGACUUUUAGGCAUCUAACAGCCAGCAAAAGUUAAUGUGAAUAAAGGCUGAAUAAAGAAUUUAAGAGAUUCAUCAUGGCGGUAGCCGGAUGCCCGGACUAUUUUCUGCACCAUCCGAAUUAUCAGGAUAAUGUUGAUCGAGCUCCAAAGCACAGAUCAACAGACUUAAUGGAGACAAAUUUCCGGCAUUCAUCCAAUCAGAAUUCUCCUAAUCAUCAAGAGGAUGACGUGGACCUGGAGGCCCUGGUGAACGACAUGAACUCCUCCUUCGACAGCCUGAUUUCCCCCUGCAGUGUGGUGGUCGAUCCCGCCCCCCCUCCGCACAAUGGGCAGCUGUGUCGCACGCCUCAGUCCAUCUCUCCUGGACACCGGGUCCGACGCUCCCAGCCCGUGCACAUCAUGGCUGUGAGGAGACUUCAGGAAGCGGAGCAGCAGCUGCGCACGUCAUCUCUGCCGGCCAUCCCAAACCCGUUCCCUGAGCUGUGCAGCCCUGCCGGGUCCCCUGUCCUCACUCCUGGCUCUUUACCUCAGUGUCAGCUGUCUGGCAACAACAUUAUAAAAGUCUUCAGUGAAGAUGGCACAGGGAAGGCUGUGGAGAUUCCGGCAGACAUGGCGGCCAGAGACCUCUGCCAGCUGCUGGUGUACAAAAGCCACUGCGUGGAUGACAACAGCUGGACCCUCGUGGAGCACCAUCCUCUGCUGGGACUAGACAGGUGUCUUGAGGACCAUGAGCUGGUCCUGCAGGUUCAUGCUUCCAUGACGAGUGAAAGUAAAUUCCUGUUCAGGAAGAACUACGCCAAAUAUGAAUUCUUCAGAAACCCAUCGAACUUCUUCCCAGAGCAUAUGGUCGCAUGGUGUCAGGAUACCAACCGCUCUAUACCACCAUCUCAGCUUCUUCAGAAUUUCUUGAACUCCAGCUGUUAUCCUGAAAUCCAGGGAUUCUUGUAUUUAAAAGAGGUGGGACGAAAAUCAUGGAAGAAGUUGUAUGUUUGCUUGAGACGGUCUGGAAUGUACUUUUCAACAAAAGGAACAUCUAAGGAGCCAAGACAUUUACAGUUACUGGCUGAUCUAGAAGACAACAACAUCUUUACAGUUAUUACAGGCAAGAAGCUGCACAAUGCACCAACAGACUUUGAGUUCUGCAUUAAGCCAAACAAAGUGCGGAACGACAUGAAGGAAUUGCGGAUGCUGUGUGCGGAGGACGAGCAGAGCCGCACGUGCUGGAUGAUGGCGUUCCGACUUCUGAAGUAUGGAAUUUUGCUUUAUGAGAACUACAGAGUCCCCCAGCAACGGAAAACACUACUGUCUCACUUCUCAACACCUGUGAGGAGCGUCUCCGAGAAUUCGCUGGUGGCCAUGGAUUUUUCCGGAAGGAUAGGCCGGGUCAUCGAUAACCCCGUGGAGGCUCAGAGUGCUGCCAUGGAGGAGGGUUACACAUGGAGGAAGCGAAGUCAGCGAAUGAACAUCCUGGGGAGUCCCAGUCCACUUCAUUCUUCCUCUCUGAGCACAGUGAUUCACCGGACGCAGUUGUGGUUCCACGGGCGCAUCACUCGAGAGGAGUCCCACCGCAUGGUCAUCCAGCAGGGCCAAGUGGACGGAUUGUUCCUGCUGAGAGACAGUCAGAGCAACCCAAAGGCGUUUGUCCUCACCUUGUGCCAUCACCAGAAGAUUAAGCAUUUCCAGAUCUUACCAUGUGAAGAUGAUGGACAGAUCUUCUUUAGCCUUGAUGAUGGAGCCACCAAAUUCACUGACCUAAUACAGCUGGUAGAGUUCUAUCAGCUCAACAAAGGAGUCCUGCCUUGCAAACUUAAGCAUCCUUGCACAAUGGUGGCCUUAUGACCUUUGAUCUUUGCAUAAGCCAGACCUCACCUUCAUUUACGAACGUUUGCUUGUGUUACACUAUCAGAGACUGCCAAUGGGAAUCAUUUUUCUUCUGCAUUUAUUAAUGAGAUCAAAGCCAACACUGAAAUGAAGCCGCGAUUAGUAUGCUGUAGCACUAUCUAUGGGCAAGUAUAACAUAUUCAUUUAACCUUCUUGUACAAUCAUCUGGAGUAUAUUCUUUGGUUUUCCCAUUUUUUUUAGGAAAUUGUAAGGAAUCAAGAGGCUGGUUUUUGUUAAAGGAAAAUUCUUAACGUAUAGAUGGAAAGGUAGUUUUAUUUUAUUUUUUAACUAAUUUUUGCACUCAAUGAAAUUAGCCUUCAUGUUGAAAAAGGCUUCUUCGGAAAAAAUACUUUUCCUUCAAAUGCUUCCAGGUGAAAAUGUGAAAGUGCUUCAUGUUUACUGGAUCGUUAUAAAUUCUGACGGGGGGAGGGGGAGGGGGUGGUUUAAUCUCAGAAAGGCUGUAUUGGCCGCCCAGCCACCAGGGAAUUGUCAGCUGGCUUAAAUCGGCAUGGAUUUAGGGAGCUUAAUAUUUCACACAUAGUACAAAGCAGCUUACUGUCUUUCAUGGUGACAAUAUAUGCAGCCUUUUUAUGGAGGCAUUGGCUGCCCUGCCUAUGAGCAGCUGUGUCGAACACUGAUGCCCCCUUGUGGACACUUUCACCUCCAGCAUCCUUCAGCUGACCAUCCUGUCUUUCCCUGCACCACACAACCCACCUCACCUGGUACCUCAGGACAUGAUGUUCUGCGCAGAGGAUAAUCUUGCUAUUAUUAUUGUUAUUAUUUCUUGCGUUAUUUUCUUAUACCUAGCAAGCAUUUGUUAUUGCUUGGAAAUAAACCUUAUUGCUGCUUAAAGUAACGUCAAGCUAGGAAUCACUGCUGGGCUAUCCCUCCAAUGGUGUGACCCAGGAGGGGAAAAAACAUAGAAAUUAUUAUAAAAGACAUGUAUGUGGUGAUUUAUGAUCUGUGUUACCGAGGGAGGGGUGAGCCAAUAUUUUUUUUUUUCUUCUUCUCCCCUUUUCACUCUUCUCCCUUCGAAUGACAGCGCAUAACAAACCACUACACCUCCAGCACCCCCUAGUGGAUAGGGACGGUAGCCGCAUGGUAGCCACAUCCCGUACGAUGAAACUGGAAUACCGAUGGGAGAACAGCCACUCUGGGGUCGCGUUUCCUUGUGCUUAAAAUUACUGUUGAAAGAACAGUGCAAUGUGUGAAGCCCAUGCAAUGUGGAAUUAGGGGAGGUCAUGUCAGUGCACCCUUGUGUAUAGUAGCAGUUAGUCUGUGAGCUUUUAACGUUUUGCCUCUAUCUGAAAAUAUUAGGGCCGUUUAUUUUAGUUCUGGAACUAGUUGGGUGGGAACUAAAGAAUGGCCAAACUAAGUUCUUUGUUUUAUUCAAAUGCGAAUGAGAAGUGUUUCGGUGAUGUAUUUAUUUAUCUGAAGUUUAAUUACUUGAAAUUUAGUUGUUUCUCAGUGCUGUGCAGUACCGCUUUUAUUUUUAGUUUUAUUACAUUUUGGAACCUCUUUUGCAUGUCUAGCUUAUAGUAAUUAUUUUUUCUUUAGUUAAGACACUGCACGGAAUCACAGUUAUAGCACACGUGUUUUGAAGUAACAUUUCACGAUGUCACCCAGUAUGCAUUUCAGGAUUUUUGCAUGCAGCAGUGGCUGUUGCCCUCAGACUACCACAAUGUGUGAAUGAGAUUUAAUUCACUUACAGGGUCUUUUUUUUCCUGAAACAUAAUGGUCUCACGUUUAUUCAGCCGUUAAGUCUUCCUAUUCAGCUGCCGUCAGUGCAGUUUCUGUUACUUGUAGACAUCUCAAGUGUCAAUGUAGGGUUCUCGCUUAGCUGCUGUUCAGUUUUGGUUAAGAAAAUCAGUCAAAUUGAAAAACACAAAGGCAGUUUCUGGCAUUUACUACUAAAAAUGUAUUACAUGCCAUACUAUAUAAUCACAAUACACAGGAUUCAAGCCUCGCGGUGAAGUGAUCGAUUUCUAUUCAACUGCAGUGUGUGCGGCUGUUUUCGUAUAGCAGAAUCAACAGUCAUGAUUCUCCGCUAACCCUAACAUACUGGUUAGUUAAUGAUAAUUGUAAUGUUGUUUUGCGUCUUGUUGCACCAGUAGCUUUAAUUACAAUAAUUACAACAUCUGAAGAAACAAAUAUUUUGUGAAUCAGUGGGGAAAACGUAGCGGUAACACUGUAUUUUUGGGAUAUUGUAGGUCACACUUCACUAAGUACUGCAUUUUUUUUUAUCAUUACUGCAAACACAAUGAAGAAACUUGACUUUGAGUGCAUUUUUUUUAAUUAAUGUACAUAUUAAGAUUCUUGAUUUACCAAUGUUGUCAAACAAAAUUGCCCUUAAAGCAGAUGUUAUGUAUAAGUUUGACUGAUUUUUUCUUUAUAUAUAUAU
This is a messenger RNA of Brienomyrus brachyistius, 4457 nucleotides long. It is a transcript of the gene grb10b, whose product is annotated as growth factor receptor-bound protein 10b. The coding region runs from base 251 to 2014 and encodes 587 amino acids. NCBI's taxonomy places the organism in Eukaryota, Metazoa, Chordata, Actinopteri, Osteoglossiformes, Mormyridae. Gene Ontology annotation, molecular function: insulin receptor binding. The transcript has 17 exons. Gene Ontology annotation, biological process: negative regulation of Wnt signaling pathway; negative regulation of insulin receptor signaling pathway; insulin receptor signaling pathway. The record is from RefSeq and is a predicted model, not a curated record.